UUGCGUCACGCGCCACUUGACACGCGCAGCGAAGGAAUUCAGUCUGAAGGAAGAAAAAAAAAAAUAGAAAACCAGGAAGUUAAACAGAGGAGGAAACGCACCCGCUGUGCCGCAGCAACCAAAGUCCAUUAAAAGCUUUUAAAAGCAUUUUUUUUUUUUAAAUUAACAACGUCAACUCAAAGAAAGUAGAUCCACCGGGAGCGGUCGAAGAGCUUUGUUUCCAACAAGAUGGAUCCGGAGCGGGGAGAAGAGGCGGCUGAGCCACGGGACAAGGUGCAGACCUUGAAGGAUCAGGUGGAUGGAGUCAAAGACAUCAUGACGCAGAAUGUGGACCGGAUCCUGGCCCGAGGGGAGAGACUGGAUGACCUGAUGGGCAAGUCGGAGGACCUGCAGGCAGGGGCUCAGAACUUCAAGCAGACGUCUCAGAAGGUGGCUCGCACCUUCUGGUGGAAGAACGUGAAGAUGGUGGUGGUCAUCGUGGUGAUCGUCCUGGUCAUCGUCCUGGUCAUCAUCCUGCUGGCCACCGGAGUCAUCCCCAUCGGUGGUUCCUCUUCCUCUUUGCCUCCCAUAGUGAACCCCACCACCAAGCCAUAAACGCACGCGGGUACAACUAACUCCAUCACAAACAAACGGUUUAUUGGUAUUGCACAGUAAUAUAUAGACUCAAGCAAAUAACUGCUGACUGGUGAAAUCUUUUAAACUUCUGCGUUAGUUUCCACUGGGUAACGUUCAUGCCUUUUUAUUGGACCUCGAGGACCAAGGAACGUUAACGGCACAUUGUAGCUUUUGAAACCCUCUUAAAAUAGAACUCCAUUGUAGCAAUAUUUGAAUUUGUGGGUGUCUGGAAGGUGUGGUGUCUUUUUGUCUGAAAGCAGCACAAACACACAGUUGCUGAUUCACUGCUCCACCAGCAAACGCCCAUUUCAUCCUGUCACAGAGAAAGUCACUUUAAUGAUGAACGUGGGUUUCUCCGGGUCUCUUACUGGGGAAUUCUUUUAGUCUCUAACGUUGUCACUUGUGUGCACCUUUUUACGAGGAGCCGCUACCCUUGUUUGAAUGAUGAAUAAUCGCCAAUCGUGUUAUCGCUGACAAAACUGGAACAAUUGUUUUUCAAAAAUCACACCCUUUUUGAAAAUGCCUUGAAUUGCGUGUUAAACAUGUCUGUUACCAUUUGUGGGCUUCCCAUUUAUUUAAAAUCACACUGGAUAAAAAGAUUCUCCGUAGAUAUUCUUUUAAAUAUUUUUUUUUUUUUUUCAAUGUGUACUCUGGUUCUGCUUCUUUGGUUCUUUCGGGAAAUAUUGUGAUUGGCUCCUUAUUUGUGUGGAGGGCUGCAAACCGUGUUGUCAGCGGUAAACCGGGUUACCCAAAGUUAUCGAUCUAAUUGUUUGAUUCAUGUUCACACCCAGCAUUUGCAGUUAUGCAUUUUCCACCAAUCUGCACUCUGCACCAUCCUCCGUCUCUUUAACACAUUGAGUUUCCCGACUGCAUUCAAACUCUAAACCAUUGGGGUUUAAGGGCAGGACCUUUUUGUGCUCUAAAGUUCUGUUCCCACACUUCUAGUUUUUGGCUCCUGCAGCCUACCAGCUGAGGGAUCAAUGUACCACCCCCCACCCCCCCAUGUCAUCCAGUAGACUCCCACAGUUCCGAGCUUCCCUCUAUGCCCACUAUGAAGUGUAAAUAGUCAAAGUCUCACCGUUGUGUAUAUUUGCGUCAGCCUCUGGCUGAUGUGAUGACUGUCCUUUUUUAGAGGCUAUUUAUUUAAUGCUUUUUCUUUCUUUUUUUUAAAUCAAAAAUGGACCAAUGAAGGCUGUGUGUGAUUUCUCUGAAACUGGUUACUACAGAGUGAUUGAUCCUAAAAUGGUGGUUACCUAAUUACCUAUGUUAAUCGUUUUCUCGCUGUAGCUUUAAAGGUGAGGCCGUUCGUUGUGUUUUUAGCACCCGAUUCUCUUCUCUCCCGCUGCGUCACCAUCACGUCGCUCAUCAAACAGGCCGCAGCCGGAGGCUUCAACUCAAAACGUACGCAUUCCCCCCAAUUACAAGAACGACCGGCCUCCUGCUCAUGUACAUGGAUGUUUUCAUUAGCAGCGUUGUCAUUGUUCUCGUGUUUUGUGGCUUUUAAUGGUCUAAUUAGAAAUAAAUAGUAUUUUCCCUCUA
This is a messenger RNA of Pungitius pungitius (ninespine stickleback), 2154 nucleotides long. RefSeq names its product vesicle-associated membrane protein 8 (endobrevin) (gene vamp8). The transcript is spliced from 3 exons. The record is from RefSeq and is a predicted model, not a curated record. Gene Ontology annotation, cellular component: plasma membrane; mucin granule; SNARE complex. The coding region runs from base 229 to 594 and encodes 121 amino acids. Gene Ontology annotation, biological process: vesicle-mediated transport; mucus secretion; SNARE complex assembly. Gene Ontology annotation, molecular function: SNAP receptor activity; syntaxin binding. Lineage: Eukaryota; Metazoa; Chordata; Actinopteri; Perciformes; Gasterosteidae.